Penicilliopsis zonata CBS 506.65 is the source of this 2901-nucleotide messenger RNA. RefSeq lists its product as hypothetical. NCBI's taxonomy places the organism in Eukaryota, Fungi, Ascomycota, Eurotiomycetes, Eurotiales, Aspergillaceae. The coding region runs from base 1 to 2901 and encodes 966 amino acids. Gene Ontology annotation, molecular function: microtubule motor activity; microtubule binding; ATP binding. Gene Ontology annotation, biological process: microtubule-based movement. The record is from RefSeq and is a predicted model, not a curated record. The transcript is spliced from 2 exons.
AUGAGUUCGACAUCGGCACUGCCCCAGGCGUCUCGACCUCUCACGAACCCUCCGACAGGAUCGUUACCGCCUUUGCCAGGUCCGAAAUCCAAGAAGACUUUGUCUGUCCCACCCGAUGCCUCGAGGGCACCGUCCCCAUCCAUCUCGUCUGCAAAGCUUCGAAGUCCCUCCAGUCCACGGCCAUCUCUUCCCAAGUCGCCACUGUCUCAUUCCAGUAAUAACAUCACGACAUUACGUUCGACUUCUGGUGGCCGCACCCCAAAUAGCCCGGAGAAGGAUUUACGCAGAACCGUCAGUAUCGCCUCAUUCCCUCAACCGCCUAAAUCUGCAAGUCGUCCGUCGACUGCCUCUUCCAUAAAUGGGGCCGAACCACCCAAAGUGUUUGCAAGGACUAGCAGCAUUAGGUCGAGGAAGAGCUCAAGACUAAGCUCCGGAACCACAUGCAGCUUCACCAGUUCGAAGACCCCAUCCCUUCUAAAUGGCAAUGGAGAUGGAAAGUCGAUCUUGAGCGAGGAAAUCCGAGAUUCACAUGGCAAUUUCAGCAUCCCAUCCCCCCCUCAUAGUCGCAGCUCGUCUGCCCAGGGUUCCUAUUCGACCAGCGCAACGACAUUCGAAGACGUGGAUGAAGCAGGCGGUGCCUCUAAGUCUUCCUCCAAAGCAAAGGAGGCCAAGGGGAACGUUACUGUUAGUGUCAGAGUGCGCCCUGACGUGAAUGGGGCCGAUAGCUCUAGGAAUGACAGCGAAUGGCUGGCAGACGGAAGAAGGAGCCUGAUAGCGUAUCGAGGGAAAGAGGCGGGCGACUAUUAUUACGACAAUGUGUUUACGGCGCAUGACCAAAAUGCAAAGGUCUACGAUUCAGCAGCGAAACGCCUGGUGCGGAGGGUCAUGGAAGGCUAUCACGGCACCGUAUUUGCAUACGGUAUGACUGGAACGGGAAAAACGUUUUCGAUGCAAGGUACAGCUACCUCGCCUGGAGUAAUUCCUCUGGCAAUCACCGAUAUCUUUUCUUUCAUCCGGGAAACGCCACACAGGGAGUUUCUCCUUCGCGUGAGCUAUCUUGAGAUAUACAAUGAGAAGAUUCAUGACCUACUCUCCGCUUCUGCUCCAAAUGGGGGGGGUGCUGUCCAACAAGAAGAGAUUAAAUUACGAGAGGACAGCAAACGAGGAGUUUAUGCAACCCCUCUAAAGGAAGAGAUUGUGCAAAGUCCUACACAACUGCUGCGAGUGAUCGCGAGAGGGGAUCAUGCCAGGCGUACUGGAAGCACGCAAUUCAACGCACGCAGUUCCCGAAGUCAUGCGGUCGUUCAGAUCGUGGUGGAGAGCAGAGAGCGAGCGGCAUCUGGAACCAGCUCCCAGGACAAACGCUCGGGUAUCAUACCAGGCGGAGUCAGGGUCUCGACCCUUAGCCUGAUCGAUCUUGCAGGCUCGGAGAGGGCCGCAGACGACAAAGAGCGGCGCACAGAAGGUGCCCACAUCAACAAAAGCUUGCUCACGCUUGGCAACAUCAUUUCAAAACUUUCCGACGCGAAGGAUAAAAACGGCAAUGCCGCCGAUCGAGAGGGGAAGCACCUACCGUAUAGAGACAGCAAGCUGACACGGCUUCUGCAGCCGGCGCUAUCUGGGAACUCUCUCGUGAGUAUCCUUUGUACUGUGCAUCUCGGUAGCUCUGCGAAUUCGGGCGAAAACCUCAACACUCUGAAAUUCGCCGCGCGAGCCAAAAAUAGCAUUGUCAGUCAUGCUAAAAGAGCGGAAGAAGCAUUCAGUGGUGGCUCUCAAGAUCCCGGUAGCAGAGUUCUUCUGGAGCGCUACCGGGUGGAGAUCCAGUCGCUUCGCGCGCAGCUUGACAGCCAAGCCAAGAUGCAGGCGGAGAAGGAACUGAAAUUAGAGGAGCAGCAACUUGAGAAAGAAGCACAGAUUCGCCAUGAAGAACAGAUGCUAGAGAUGCAACUCGCCCGCACGGCUCUAAAGGAGCGAAUCGAGCAUCUAAACCGGCUGAUUCUUUCGUCAAAAUCCACUGGCGUGAACACCCAGAGCAAUCUAUCCGCUAUCGGGAGGCUGUCGAGGAUAUCCAGUGUUUCUCGUUCUCUUCGGUCGUCGGCCAGCCAAUCCACACUGAGUGCCCAUUCCUUGGCCAGACCCAUAUCUUUUGCAUCCAUUAACAGUACCGACACAUUGGGUGCUCUACCCUAUCCUCCUGGAUCAUUCGGCAAUGACGAGGACGAUGAUAACAUGGGCGAGUUUGCAGACGGGAGGGCGAGUUUUCAAACACAGAUUGCUGCGCUCCAGGCGGACCUCUCGGACAAGAAUCGAUACAUCUCUACCCUAGAGCGACGUCUAUUGCAAGCCCGGCGUUCGAGCCAUUCGCGUAUGUCCAUGGGUAUGAAGGGCAAUAUGCCUCCCGACAGCCCUGAUUUGAUGGCGGUCAUCCGCGAAAAGGACAUGGAAAUCAACGAGCUGCGUCUUCAGCUCGAUGACAAGGAUCGAAUGCUUACGGCUCUUCGUUCUGCUACCCGCCACCGAGACUUUGCCCAAGUGGGUUCAGACCCUCAAUCGCCAGAACUCAAGAGUAGUGCACACUUUCAACAAGGCUACGGAAACGACAUCACUUCGUCACCGGUGAAAGACGUUGCAGGCGAAACAACAAGCCUGGUGGCACGAAGCACGUCGUUCAAGGACCCAGAAAGAACCAAACGGAAAGGUCUGGAUGAAAUGUCCCGAAUGCUCGACGAAAUGAUUCAAGAUCGGGUUGAAAGCGGCCAGCUGGUCAAAAGCUCCCAUGGCAGUGUUCGCGUCGCUAACGAGUCGCGGCGCGCAUCAUCGUCUGCUGGUGGGAUUCCAGGCUUGAAUACCGCCAUUCCGAAAUUGCCUGAGCCUCCUGUUCCCGAGAGCCCGCUGGAAUAA